AUGAACUUGCAUCAUUACCAAAUGCUAGAACUCUACGAUUCCAGCCCAUGGUCCCAAGUGGUGCAGGAAAAUCGUUUAAAGUACGCCCGGACGCUUUCUAACGCAGACAUCGAAUGUCUGGUGUGGGCAGAACUUGAUGCGCUGGCGUUCGCCCACUUCGUUCCCACCUGCCUUGGCCCCCUCCAACUACUCGUUGCAGAUCAGGAUCUCCACGCAGCUUCAACACAAAUCACGAAAUCUUCUGACUGUCGCCUUUUCUUUGGCUUCAACCCACGUCAUGUAGAGUCGAUCUUGCUCGAUCUAAGCCAGCCGAAAACUUUUCCCCACUCAGUGUGCCUCGAGACGACGAUUGCCGCAUGUAACCGCACACCCGACGAUCCAGAUUUCAUCUUCAUCCACCCUCAGUCACAGUUUUAUUUCAACAUCCAGGAUAAAAGUCGCUCGUUGUCUCUCGUGCCUUUCCCGGACAACAUUCGAUUCCCUAAGGCUAUCUUUCUUCUGGAGAUGCGUCUUCAAGCUGACUGGUCGACCAAUGAUUUAUGUACUGCAUCGUGCAGGGGCUCCCACUGGCUUCCCCCUUUCAAUUUCAACUGGGACCAGUCCCAGUCGCAAUCAGUUCAUCCUCCUGUCGCUGUCAGCGACAAUCUCGAGGUACCAAGUAGUGAACGGCCCUGGAUUAUUCGCCGCCCAUAUUCUUCUCCUUUCCUCUCAUCCCGCGCUCAUGGGUAUCUACGCCCGCUUCGUGCGGCACCGAAAUUUCGCAUUGAUCUCGGAGUUGGUAUUUUUCUUAAACGCCCUUUUUGUUUUGAAGGCAGAAGGGUUUUGGUCGGGGGACAUCGCCGACAUCGUCUACAAGGCGAUACUUUCGGGGACAGCGGUGGUCAGGAUAACACGCCACUAACAUUCGUUGAGAUGGCGAUGAACCUCUGGAGAGCGCUUGGCCCUCAUGUCCUGGGAGUGUUAGGCCAUAUCGUUGGCUGUCUUCAAGUCAUACAUGACUACUUCGCCGGUGAAGACGAUACGCCGAUAGAGGAUAGGGGGUUAGCAGGGGAAAAUGAUACCGAGGUGUUGGACCACACCAACUUGUCAUCGGCACUCCCGUCUUCGGAGUCGACACCAAGCCUGCGCCACAUUCCUUGA
Messenger RNA from Laccaria bicolor S238N-H82, 1140 nucleotides. RefSeq lists its product as uncharacterized. The transcript has 5 exons. The coding region runs from base 1 to 1140 and encodes 379 amino acids. The record is from RefSeq and is a predicted model, not a curated record. Lineage: Eukaryota; Fungi; Basidiomycota; Agaricomycetes; Agaricales; Hydnangiaceae.